Helobdella robusta is the source of this 1602-nucleotide messenger RNA. RefSeq lists its product as hypothetical. The record is from RefSeq and is a predicted model, not a curated record. The transcript is spliced from 12 exons. Bases 1 to 1602 code for a protein of 533 amino acids. NCBI's taxonomy places the organism in Eukaryota, Metazoa, Annelida, Clitellata, Rhynchobdellida, Glossiphoniidae. Gene Ontology annotation, cellular component: cytosol. Gene Ontology annotation, molecular function: AMP deaminase activity. Gene Ontology annotation, biological process: IMP salvage; AMP metabolic process.
AUGAAGAAUGGGGUUGUCAAUGUCAUGUCUAUAGAAAAUGAUACGAGCUUGUACUCAUGCCCCAGUGUUGAGGAAUACAUUAAAGACCAAAAUAUUUUACUUCAAAUAAUAUCAGAUGGUCCUUUGAAGUCAUUUUGUUAUCGCCGACUGAUGUACCUUUCGUCCCGUUACCAACUGCACACCCUUCUUAACGAGCUGCAUGAGAUGGCUGCACAGAAGCAAGUACCACACCGAGAUUUCUACAAUGUGAGAAAGGUCGAUACUCAUGUUCAUGCCUCAACUUGCAUGAACCAAAAACACCUGCUGAGGUUUAUUAAGAAAAAAAUGAGAACUCACAAUGACGUUGUGGUCUGUAAGGAUGAUCAAGGCAAAGAAAUGACAUUGGAAAAUGUAUUUAAAAGUUUGAAUCUCACAUCUUAUGAUUUAAGCGUUGACAUGCUGGAUGUGCAUGCGGAUAGAAACACUUUUCACAGAUUCGACAAAUUUAAUUCCAAAUAUAACCCAGUCGGUGAAAGCAGAUUCAGGGAGAUUUUUAUAGAAACUGAUAACAUAAUGGAAGGAAAGUUCUUUGCUGAAUUGUUAAAAGAAGUGAUAAAUGAUCUGGAAGAAAAUAAACAUCAAAAUGCAGAGUACAGACUUUCAAUUUAUGGCUUGUCAAUUAAUGAAUGGGACAAAUUGGCUAAGUGGGCAGUUAAUAACAAUUUGUACUCUGACAACGUUCGUUGGUUGAUACAGGUUCCGAGAUUAUAUGAUGUCUACAAGUUAAAUGGCAUCAUUGGAGACUUUAAAGAAUUUUUGCAGAAUUUAUUUCUUCCUUUGUUUGAAGCAACACUUUAUCCAUCGGAACAUCAAGAACUUCACAUGUUUUUAAAAUAUGUUGUCGGCUUUGAUUCAGUUGAUGAUGAAUCUAAACCAGAAUCAUCCCAACCUGAAGCUUGUCAUGUUUCACCCGAGAAUUGGAACUACCCAGAAAAUCCACAUUAUUCUUAUUACUUAUAUUACAUGUUCAGCAAUAUGGUUGUUCUAAAUAACCUUAGAAAGGAAAAUGGCAUGAACACAUUUGUGCUAAGGCCGCACAGUGGAGAAGCAGGCUCUGUCCACCAUCUUGUUUCAGCAUUUAUGACUUCUCAUAACAUAUCACAUGGUCUGAUGCUGAGAAAAGCACCUGUACUUCAGUACUUAUUUUAUUUGUGUCAAGUAGGCAUUGCAAUGUCUCCAUUAAGCAACAACUCCCUCUUUCUCAACUAUCACCGCAAUCCACUAGCCGAGUUUCUUGGCAGGGGUCUUUUGAUCUCUCUUUCAACUGACGACCCACUACAGUUUCAUUUUACCAAGGAGCCAUUAAUGGAAGAGUACAGUAUAGCAGCCCAGGUCUGGAAAAUGAGUAGUGUAGAUAUGUGUGAAUUGGCCAGAAACAGUGUUCUGAUGAGUGGAUUCCCACAUAAGGUGAAGCAGCACUGGAUUGGUAAAAACUAUCAGAACCCUGGACCCCAUGGCAAUGACUUGCACAAAACUAACGUACCAGACACAAGGGUCAGGUUCAGGCAUGAAACACUGAUUCAAGAACUACUCACCUUGUUUGAAACAUUUAAUAAAAUAUAA